AUGGAUGAUCACGAAUUAAACUUUGCGUCUUCCUUGCGGCACGAUUCCUCAAGCAAGACCCUUGAGUCGGACUCAUCGGAGCGCAUGAAUCGACGACAAUCGAAGGUUUCCAUCUUUCAUUUAGCUGCCUUUGUUUUCGUGUUGGGAUUUUGCUUCCUUGUAGCUGGAGUAGUGCUGAUAACUUUGUCUCAAACACGGACAUCAGAGACGCAAAAGAACUCUGCCUUCAAUCAAACGAUCGACAGUAAAAAAAACUACACAUUUGGCGAAAACAAGACAGUCACAGAAAGUCGCUGUGCGUUUUCGUCAGGAGGUCAGCUUGCAGGUAGGUGUCAUCUCUGUGACAGAUGUCUUGUAUUAAAAUGUUUUGCCGGCAGUACCAGUCAACCAUCGUUAACUGCUACUGAUAUAUUUCUUCCAUCGAGUUGAUAAGCACAAUAGCCAGCGCAUCAUUCUCGUGUAAGGAAUUUUUGAUUUGUUCGUUUGUUUUUGGUAAUUUAUUUUUUCUUCUGCUGAAGUCUCAGAUCAUGGUCCUCGUGACAGACUAUUUUUUUAGGGUAAUCGGCUUUUUCGAUCGUGCUGAAAAGGAGCGAGGAAUUUGCCUAAGAGCAAAGCAUCUUAAUCUAAAUGACUUUUAACAAUGCUUAGCGGUUUUGUUGUUUAGAAUCCUUGGAUAACUUAAUCGAUAUAAGGAAAAUAUUGAAUUUUUAUCUGACUGAUAAAAUUCUUUGAUUAGUUUUGUGAUUUCACUAUUUUGACAACCGUUCGACAAAUUUGAGCUUCAAUGGCAAACUAACAUUCAAGUCAUGUCAAUGCUAUAUGGCAAUCUUAUCAAUAUUGUCAUACAUAUUAUUGCUUCAGUCUUACACAUUUCUUUUGUGCGGCCUACAUAACACAUCCCCCAUGUGGCUUUUGGCAAACUUUGAAAACAUCUGAAUGUCCUAUUCUUCGAGCAAAGAAUAAUGACUAACUCAUAUGGAAACGAGAAAGUUGUCCAGCUCCCGAUUAAGACUUGCCGUUGCUAAUUUUGUAAUGUUCCAAACUGGUUCUGUGACAUCUCAAGGAAUUUUUAGGAAUUUCCUCCUCAAUCAUCUAAAAAUAUGGAAAAAUAUGAAUUACUACGAUUCGCGCUUUCAUGGGUCGAUAGGUGUGUUUAGACAACACGAUUAUGACGCUGUGUAGUUUAAUUUAAAAGCAAUACAGGACCUUUUUCGUCUUAUAAUCAGGGACUUAUCUGAAGAAUUCCUCGGAAGGUAUGGAAUACCAGAGACAAAUAAAUGUCUCGAAUUCUUCCAACUCGUUUCGUGUUCAGAUGAAGAUAAGUAAACGUAGCCUGAAAAAAAAAAAAAAAAAAGACGCUCUAUUUUUUGCGUCUUUCAAGCGAACAACCCCUCCCAAAAAAAAAAAAAAAAAAAAACAAAAAAAAUUCGAUGUCUUUGUUUUUUUGGCGCUCCUCUCAUAUUUGGUUUACGCCAGGCACUCGCCUCCUGCUUGCCUUCUUUCGCCUGAAAACGCAAAAAAAUUAAGGUUUGUUACAAUGUAUACACGCUAUACAUUAUUUUCACCCUUUUCGUGCAUUUUCUUAUUUCGUAGUGUAAUAAUAACCAUAAACUGCAAGUAACUUCCCCAUAAUAAUUGAAACCACGGUUUCCUCUGGCUUGGCACAACAAGAUUUGUUUUUAUAUUGUUUGCUUGUUUUUUCUACGCUUUACCAAUGUUACAGUCAGUCUAGUGUGUUUUCUGUCCUUUUUCUCUCCGGUCCCGUAGGUUUAGAGUCAUUCUUCAGAAAGAUAAGAGAAGUACAAACCAGCUUUACACCUUACAAAAGUUACCUCACAAAAGAACAAUUUAAACCUUACAACCCAGAGCCACAGGCAGUCAAAAAGUUAACUGACCAAACAAAGAGACUCUAUGAAGAACUGUUGGAGAUAAAAGCUAGCUUGGAAGUGGGAAAACUAAAGCUACAUGAAAGACGACAAUUAGCUGUUGCGGAGCACGAAUUGAAACAUUUCUUCGGGAAACCUUAUGGAAACAAUUAUUAUACAGGUUAGCCAAAGUGCACCUCUGUAUUCUCUAUUUGGUUUCAAGCUAUUGCCCUUUCUUUUUGUCAGCAGGAAGCAGUCUGGUGGCAGGAAAGCCUUCAAAGCGCGUGAAACAAUUUAGAUAACACUUGAUGUCAACACGCGCUUGGAGACCCCACGUGCUGGAGUGUUUGGGAGACUUCGUAUACUCCAUGUCUUCUCCUUCUUGGUUCUUCUACUGGAACUGAAGCUUACCAAUUGAUGAAUCAUAGAAUACGAUAAACUUACAUUUUCCGUUUGGAAGAAGAAUAAUUGAAAGGAUUACCACCGACACGAACGUAAAGAUUGAACGUAAAACAAAAUGGAAAAGAAAGAGUGCCCUCGAAAAAAAAACCAUAGUUUAACUAAUCUUCUUCAUAACCGUUCGCUGGGAUGUCACACAGCGCUCCCUUCUCCCUCCACCCUAGGAGUGGAAGAGUGUGUUGCUUGACAUUCCUCAGAACGGCUGCGAAGGAGAUAAUGGUUUUAUUGGAGUAAAAGUCAUUAAUUAUAAUUUGCCGAUAAUUUCCACUAAGAUAACAAAAAAAUUCAUAAGAAAAGUUUUUUCUUUUCGUCGAAAAACUGUUCUUAAUUUCUGUAUCGAAAUAAUCGAAUUUUACAUGCUAGUAGUCAGAGGGUGUUCACCGUCGUGACUCAUAUAAUUUUUUUUCUCCGUGUCGAUCAGGAGCUUGGAUGCUGGGUCCGAGUCAGAGAUGCACAUUGGAACCAAUCGCAUCUCUACCUCUUCACUUAAACAUGGCCCUUUACAUAUUUUUAACAAAUCAGAACAAAACUUUGAAAGUUGCAGAAGAUUUCAUAAAGAUGCUACCAAAAUUUCGAGAAGGAAUCCAACGGUACAAGUUGAACCUACAGAGGGGUGUGACAUCUGGAAUGAUCCGCUCCAGAAGCGAGUGUGUCGAGGGUAUUGACUGCAUGAAAGGAAAAUACCGUGAUCUUUUUACGCAAAAAUCUCCCGAGGCUGUGCUAUCCUGGUAUAGAGUACACAAUCGUAUAGAAAACUAUGCGAGACACGUAAAACCGCAAGAUUUAUCUUCGUGGAUUAAGAACUAUGGUCAAAAUGUGUCCGACUCUCUAACAAACAGUGUCGUCAAAUUUAUCGGAAUGCCGAUGGUCAGUUUGUUUGAUUAUCUCGAAAAUGAUCACAUGGCACACUGCGUGCCUGACAAUGUAUCCAGUGGACUGGGAACAAGGCCCGUUGAUCACGUGUAUAUCAACGGGAAAAAGACGUCAAUAAAGACCAACCAGACAUUGGAUGGCAAAGAAGGGAUAAUGAAAGGAAAAGAUGCAUAUGCGGAAAUUCUUUCGUAUUUCACCACAACAAAGUAUACACCGGGCAAGUAGUGAUUCUGAAAAUUAUGAUAUCAAACUAGGGGACUGGGGGAGGGGGGAAGGAUUAUUCGGGUUGAUUUCAGUUGUGUCACAACAAAAUCUGCCUGAUCCCCCCUCGGCUUUUGUAGUAUUCUGAUAAUUCUCCUUCAUUGGCUGUUAAUUGUCAGUAGUCCCACCUUUAUACUCAGUUGGCGACGACUGAUUCCCCUCCUCGUUCCUUCUGAAAACCAUUUGGCACCCCCAAACUCUUCCGAACCCUCCCCCCGGCGAUAAAUUUUGACUGGUCCUUAUAAGAAUGGUGUUCACCAUAUCAAGAUCAUUAUUUUAACAAGCAACCAUAGCAAAGGUAUGAUCUACGAGAUAGAUUUUUAAGACACGUUUUAGCCAUCGAGAACUCAAAAUGAACCGUAAUCUAACCUUCUCCGAUUCCAAAGAAUAGAGCUUACCUUGAGCUGAAGUGGAAACUUUUUGUUUUCUGAGCUACUCAGAAAUUUCUUAAAUCAUAAACUUCUGUCAUGUCAAACGUAUAGCCAUGUUAGUAACAUGGACUUCUGUUGUUUCUGUCAGACGAGGUGCAUGACCUUGGAUGGAGACAGCUGACAAGGUAUCACCAACAAGCUGUAGACAUAGCGAAGAAGAUAACAGGUCAAAGAAACGAAAGCGAGGCUGUGUCUGAAUUUAAACGCCAGUUGAACUCUUUCGCGUUUUGCAUCAACAAGCAGCCUUUUCCCGUAAACGAAUCGGACGAGAAAGCAUUUCAGAGGUGUAAAAAUGAUAAAGGUUAGCACUAUCAAAAUCCAGAAUCAAAUUCAGGUCUUCCAUAACAUUAUUAUUAAACUACACUGAUUUACACACGUUUUUUCUGUUCAUUCGCAGUGAUAAUGUAUAGGAAGAUAAACACUUGUAAUGGCUCGUCGAAAUACCCUUAUCGAAGUCUUUUCAAGUUGUUUGAUGAAUUCUUAAAGUAUUGUUCUUGACAGCAUUUUUUGUAUUUAUUUGCCUUUCAUUCUUUUUUGAUCAGAUGCAACAAUUUAUUGUCCUCAGCGUUAUAACGCCAUGUCCCACUGGAUGGAAACUGUUCGCAGUACAAUGACAUUCUUGCGAGGCAAGCUGCUCAAGCUGUUUUACUUCAAUGGCGACAGAAGGACGAUACCAACUUGCCCUGAUGAGCCGGUUAUUAGUUUUUCCCGGUACGUUGGCGUGGCAACGCAUACGCCAUCCGUCGGUGACUGUCGACGCACAGCCAGGUACAACUUGCCAUUUUUCGUCGAUCGAAUGGGGUGUAAGUACAUGGAAUGGACAACAGCUGUACAUGAGGCAGUUCCUGGCCAUCAUCUUCAAUCCGAGGGCUACAAGGCAAUAUUCCAGCCCCAGUAAGUGCGCAAUAGAUGGACCUCUCUCCUGAUAAACGGCGAGGCUAACUAGUAAUCAUUUGUUUGCAUGUAAUUGGGCCCUUUUGGCCAACUAAACAAGAACAAGAUACCUUUCACUUUAGAGAGGAACUAUAAAGACUUAUCUGUUCGUUCAUAGGAGAAUGAAAAUCAUAUCCUCCUCUAUGAAAGAGAUCUGUGGUUUGGUUACACACUUUGGAUUAAUUUUCAAAUCUUCUUGCACCACAUAAAAGGAGUGAUCAGAAACUUCUGGUUGAAUCGGUUUAGCCUACGGGCUGGCCCUUAGUAUUCGUGCUUCGGCACGAGCGUUUCUUCGAACGCGGGUAAAUAUGAGGCCUUGAGCAACGGGAGGGUCUAGAACUAAUAAUAAAACCUCAUUAUUAGUGCCAGAUUCCUGGCGAACCUCUCCCCGGCUCGUCUCAAAUCUACCCGGUGGUGGAGAAACGCGUGUCUUGCAGCACUAACAGUUAGGGCCUGCUCAUGCGCUAGAUUCGGAUGGCAACACACUGGAGUUCAGUAAAAAGACUUCAAAGUUAGAACUAUAUUGCUGAGAUUAAACAGCUCCGAUCACUGAAUGAAGGGGGUAAAUUUGUAGAGAAACUGAGGUGCUGCGUCGGUGGGAGAGUCUAACAGGGUAAUUAAGUACGUUAUCAACUGAGUUGAUAACGUAAAUUGGCCACCUUUAAGAGUUACAAACCUGACGUUUCGAGCGUUAGCCCUUCGUCAGAGCUCAGUAUCUGGUCAUUAGAAUAGUCACUCCCCACAUCAAUGUUAGAACCACCUUUUACUGUGCAAUAAACAUUACCAUACAGAAGAACUGCCCAGUAGCUUUCAUUUAAAUGACCCCACAAGGUUUGACCCACAGACGCAAAAGUCAAACCAUUUCAUUACACAGCUAAAUGUUGCCACUAUAGAGUUUUGUCGGAAAGCUAAAGCUACAUUGUACAAUAUCACAAAUGGUAACCAAUGAAAGCAAGUAACGUGCGUCUCUGUCUUUAUUUUAUCAUUUGAAGGAUAGCACCUUGUCCAAGUAUAUUAAAACCAAGUCCAAUUAUGGCUUACAAGGAAGGCUGGGCGACUUACGCUGAACAUCCCCUCAUGAGCCUCGAUUCAGGUAACAUCGAUUUUCAGUUAGCAAUUGUCUGUGAAGUUAGCUAAGUCCGUUAGUUAGUGCCAUUUUCAACUGAGUGUCUAAAGUAAUCCGAGAUUACGCUUGUUUUGCUUUCUUCGCUCUGCAAUUGGUCCAGAAAACUCGCGGCACGCCCCCAACCAAUUGGAUGCAAAACUAACAUCAAUUAUGACUUGAUCACUCGCGUUUUCCCGCGCUUCAAGCGGUUUCAGUGACUGAGUUUUCAUUGGUUCUUCAAGGCAUUUUCCUCUUUCUGAUUGGCUGUUGUAGUUCUUUUGGUUUUGGUCUUACGACGCUCAAUCUAAAAGUGCUCUUAAGUGUUAUUCCGAUAUUGGCCCCGCAAGCAAGGUUCAAUUACUUUUACUUGAAGAAAAUCAUUGACUCAGUAUGAUAAAUAGAUCUUAGUUACUUUUUAGUUAAUAAUUCAUACAUGUAAACCUUAAUGCCCUCAUCAAAAUACAUAUUCUCCAUAAUGUUCUCUAUACAUUUCCCAUAGUAUUGACGGAGAGAAUUUGUUCAACAAUUAAGAGCUAAUUUGUUGGCGAUCACUUCCUGCAGUCUCAUGCACAUGUUAAUGUAUGAUUUAGCGGUAGGACUGUAAGGAGAAAUCAGAUGCUAAUCACUUCCGGUGUAAAGGGUAAAUCUCUUAAUAGUAAACUUAGGAAUUUCAAUCCAUCGACAUACCUCCCUGAUAACAUGACGCUUUGCCUCUUUCCUCUCUUAGAUCUAUACACAGAGCAGCCAUUACGCUAUUAUGGGGUUAUGAAAUCUCAAAUCUGGCGAGCACUACGCCUCGUCAUCGACACGGGUCUACAUUACAAGAACAUGUCGCGUGAUGAGGCAUUGACCAUAUUUAGACAAUACAUGUGGGACAACAGCGACAUCAUACGGAAAGAAAUUUCUCGUUACCAGGCUUGGCCUGGUCAAGCGACUUCGUACAUGAUUGGCCAGUUGGAGAUCUGGAGAAUGCGCAAUGAGUCCGAAGCAAGCCUUGGGUCAAAAUACGAUAUUCGGGAUUUUCAUUAUCACGUGCUCUCGCAAGGAAGUAUGCCCCUAUGGUUUCUCGAUGAGCACAUCAAAAAGUUUUAUGUUCGCUGUGUUUUGUCUAGAGCCUCAGAAGACGAUUCGGAAAGGUGUUUCGGCGAUUUCGAUAAAAGAGGAUUCUCUAGGUCCUUAUAACUGACAACAAACAUGUCCAAGCAAUGUUUAUCAUUACAGAUAUAAUUUUUCCACUUCAAUUCGAGUGUUCUAAGUGAAAAAAGCGAUUAUUUUCAAAUUUUCUCUCCUUUCACACAAAAGUUCAAAUGAAUCUGAAAUGAAAAUGUAAUUUUAAUUUUCUUCGAUACUGAAACAAUCAUCGAAAAAUUGAUCUUUAAGUCGUUAAAAACUUAAGCUCGACGUUACAUCAUGCGAGGAAAGUAUAAAAACUCUCGAGUUUGAAAUCAUAAAGGGAAGCGGCCAUUGUUCAACGUCGCUGGAGGGAAAGUUGGAGCAUUUUGGUCGCAGUCACGAUGUACGUUACCCAAUCUUCCCUUAGGUUCUGUGGUAUCUAAUGAUCUUCCCUCAUUGGAGGUCAAUUUUGCAUGGUCCGCGUUUUAAACUCUCUCAACCACGACUGAUACCCCCAUCUGUUCCCGUUAAAAACCACGUAACCCCCGCCCCUCUCAUGAAUCCUUCUUCGAUUCCCCCCCUUCCCCUCCCCCCCAGGCGAUUAAAUAAUGGCUGAUUCCUAAGUGACAUUCUUCUCAUGUAUUCAAUUUUCUAGAGUGAACGCUGUCUCCAGUGAGAACUUGAGAUUUUUACAACAAAUGAAUGACCAUUUAUGCGGAGAGAAUAAAGUUAACCUUUUCAGCAGACGUCACGUCUAGCAAACAAUUUUCCACUCUGUUGACAUGCAUUGAAAAUUGAUGAAUCAUUUCGCCAUUUUCCUAAAGAAAGAAAGAAAAGAUCAAUUUUUACGCUCGACAGAAGUUUCGCGAGCAUCUUUUUUUUUGCCGUUUUUGACUCAAUUUGAAAAUUAGAGACUGAACUGAUCUUUCACCGAAACAAGCUUACUGUACAUGAGUUCCACUUUUGUUAUUCAAAUAAUUUAUUUAAAUAAACUUCACCCAAUACUUGUUUUUUGUAAAAUUCAUGCUUGAAUGAUACUGAUAAAAUUUACAUUUCAGCUUUCUUUCUCGAGGCGUGACUGAAUACCAUACAACUGUAAAACGGUAUCGGUAAUCAAUUUGUCAACUGAAGCCCGCAAAUUCUGUUUGCAGUGGUUUGCAGACAUCUAAGAUGGCAGAGAUCGAAGCUGGGCAAGCAUUAUCACCUGGAUCUUCAGACAAAAUUCAGUACGAAUCCGCGACAAAAAAACGCCACAAGCUAUUCAGAGUUAAACGAAAGACAGCUUUUGUGAUUGCGGCUCUCAUAGCAGUGCUAGGUUUUAUUUUCUUCAUCAUAGGUUUGGUUCUCUUAGUGAAGAGUCGUAGCGCCAAAUCUGAGACACAUAAAACAAGCAUUGAGGGAGACAUCCGUGAAGAUGAUGAGAUUGGAAAGUGCGCAUUUUCAGCCGAGGCAAAGCGUGUAGGUGAGAGUACAAUAUUGCAAUUUGUGAGCCGAAAAUGCUAGUGCAACUGAAAGAUUCUUGCAGGAAUUUAAACAAAGCACAUGUUAUAUAAGCUCAGAGAUUGUUCGGGGAAGCAGCCAACAUAUUUCUUAUUGCUCCUGGUUAAGUUAGUCUCUCACGCAACCUCUUUAGAGACGUUCCCUUACUCCUCCCCUCUUAAAAAAUAACUGCUGCGAAGGAGAACAUUAUUAUUCACAAUCACCAGCUGCGAAGUAAAAUGAUUUUUGACAAAUGCACUACUUAAGGGAUUAUUUAACUUAAUAUGCGCUGAGCAACCAGCCGUGACCAAUGGUGUUUGACAUCACUGUGUAGUACCUCUUGUCAGAAGAAUGAGGAGAAGUCAUGGAUGCAAUAAACACAAUGACCUUUUUGUCAUCAUUUACCUAAUAUACUUGCUGUUAUGUAAAAUCUAAAGAAAAUUUUUGCCGAAACGUUCCAAAAGAGCUCUCUUUGGGACCACCGCUUCACACUUCCGGCUGAAUCUUACAGACCGUAACUCCUUGAGAACCAAGUGUUUAUAACGUCUUGUUCUGACUGAACUGAUUGAGACAUUCGAGACGAUGGUUAUUUCACCUUAUACUCAGAGUAGAGAAAAUUACGAGCUUCUCCAAAUGACGUCCAAAGUUGAUUUAACGGUUCACGCUUUACUGAGUCCCAUUCUCCACACUGGCGUGGUAAGCUUUAAGCGCAACAUAAACCAGUAAUUUUCGACACAUGAAAAUACACGCUAAAAGAUCAAAUAUUCCUUUAUAUUCUUUUACUGUCUGACAGAAAUGGUCAUCUUUUUCUUGUCGUUCCAUACAAUUUCGGUGUAUUUGCUCUCUCCUUGCGCUUAUUAAAUGUUUACCCUAAAUUAAAUCUAUAUUACUUUGUUUCAGGUCUCCUUGAAUUUUUGAAGAGGAUUGAUAGUACCGUCCGUGAGCUUCAUCCGUACGAUGCUCGUUUCAUGACAGGAGUCUCCAUUGAAGAUAAGAAAAAGAUAUUCCAACCAUAUAACCCAACCCCGGAAAGUAUCAAAGCCAUUUCUGAACGCGCGCAUUCUAUGUUGGAGGAGUUGGGAAGUUUAAAGAUCGACAAGAAGCUUCUCCUUGCACGUGAACGGCGCAUGAUCGCUAAAACGCAUCAUUUCUUGAGGCACUACUUCGGGCGGCCUUUUGAAAACAAUUAUUUAGCCGGUAAGUUUGGAUUGAGAGAACUGAGUUACACCGAAUUUGGUAACGUUUUCAAAAUACCAAGAAUCAUUUCUCGUAAAGGAAAUCUUCUAGAAGGAACGUUUAUUAGGGGUCCAAAGACAAAUUGAUUUAUCGCAAAGUGUAUGCUAACACUCUCAGAAUGUCAAGAGUCGUCUCUUCGCGAUGGAAAAUCUUAGAGAGGGAACGUGCAUUAGUGUUCCAAAGACAAAUUAUAAUAAACCAUAGUGAAGAAUUUGUGUGGUGUUUCAAAUGUUGACAAAAGAUCAAUCUCUAAAUGCUUAAAUCGAUUUCAUGACGAUCACAGAAAGGGUAUCUGUUUGGUUCUCUCGCCUACGAAGCUCGUUACAAAAUUUACCUUCACUAUCCUUCUAUACCGUAGGGAAAUUUCACACUAGAAAUGGUUAAGUGUAUGAAACUCUGAAUUCCCAGUUCGUGGUAAAACAUCACCUGAUAACGAUGCAAAGAUUUUUUCAGUACCUAGGCUCUUCGUGAUAUCGAUACUCGUCUGUGGUUCAUUCUUCGACUGAAUUUUUCUAGGUUACUGGAUGUUGGGACCAGGCAGGUACUGCUAUCGGACUUUCAAGGGCAUCACAUCUAUCAAGCAACAGCUCACCACCGUAUUUCUCCUUUUCGCUCCUAAGACAGCGUCUGAACUGGAAGAAGCUUUGAAUCUUCUCGCCAAAUUCAAAACCGGGAUUAACCAGUUCAAGGAGAACUUGAAAAGCGGGAUUAUAACCGGUAUGGUAGGGUCCGUCACUGUGUGCAAAGAAGGAAAAGAAUGUCUGGAAGACAUUUACAUUGAGAUCGCUUCGCAGCAAUCGGGCCGCGGAAUCCUGACGGCUUUUCAAGAUCAAAUUUCAACCUUUGUCUCUGAACUAAGCUCCCAAGAGGCUGCAAAGAUUAAUGGCGAAGCACGGAAUGAAUGGUACUGAUCUUGUGGAGGAGAGCCUCGUUCGUAAUGUUGGAUCACCGUUGCUUGAUUUAUUUGAGUACCUUGAGAAUGAACACUUGUCACACUGCUUACCGACCAAUGUGUCAAGUGGACUGGGUACGUUGCCUGUCAAUCAUGUCUACCUCAACGGGAGUAAAACCUUAGAGAUGACAAAUCCGACUUUCAGAGAAGGAGACACGGUCCUACCUGGAAAGGAGUCUUACAAAAACUUCUUGUCUUACUACACAACACAAGAAAUUACACCAGGUAACUGAAGCAAAUAAAAAAAGAGAACCCAUGCCCCGGGAAAGAAGGAAGGAUUUUUUACGGGGGGAAGGGAGGGGGGUCCUCACACCAGCAUCUUCAUGACGUUUCCUAUCUCAGACCUUGGGGCUGGACUUUUAAAAAGAGACAGGGAAGGAAGGGAGGGGGAUAUUUUACACCAGCAUCUUAUUUGAAUUCGGAGCACACCAGGAUGUAUCAGUUUUGAUGGUACUGCACAUAUUCCAUUGUAGAUAAGGAACAAUCACAUUAAGAUUCCCCUUAAGCUGGAAUGGCUAUCUGUAGGUAUUAGUGGCGUUGUUUAUACAAGAAAAGUUGCUUGAGAAAGGUGCGAUGCAGUUAAUCGAAAAUGGUGGCAGUUGGGAUGUGUUAAAAAUUUAGUGAUCUUCUAGCCUGAUAUCGAUUGCGAUGAUUUCCGCGUGAUCUAAACUACUUUUCAUAAAACUGGCGGAACUGACGGAACGUGGUGGUGCUGCGGUGCCGCUGCGGUGGGGCCACGUCCACCUCGUUUGUAUUCUUUACCUUAAGUCAUAUCAUUAGCGUUUUAACCUUCAAUAUUUCAGUUGAAGUUCAAGAUUUGGGCUGGGAGAUGUUGGAGAAACUUUACCUACAAGCGGUGGAUAUUGCCAAGAAGAUCACCAAACAGGACACUGAGGAGAUAGCUGUAAAUCAGUUUACAAAAUACCUCAACUCGACGGAAAUGUACUUUAAUGAAAACCCUUUUCCGGAAAAUGAAUCUAAUGAAGAGGCCUUUCGCAAAUGCAAGAGUGAGGAGGGUAGGUAGCAUGCUAGUUGACAUAACAUGCAAGAAAUUCUUGGUAGCGCAAAAGUGUUGAACAGACAUGAAGACAUUAAGAAGCCUAUGGAGGUCUUUCCUCCUCGAAGGAGGGUACUCCCACAUAAAGGAUAUUUGGAUUUGCACCGCCCUUAGGGUGUGGUUUUUCAGCAAAAUUUUGAUCGGAGAACUGGUCAAGAUUUCGACCUUAUAAGUUCUCAAAUCCGAAAUGGUUUUUAAGCAAACCACGAAAGCUUAAAAGCAUGUUUUUCUUUUCGAUUUCAGGUGAACAAUAGAGAAAGGGACGUAACUAACAUAUUUAUUCGAGUUGAAUUUUGGGACAAAUAUUAUCUAUUCAUGUGAUUGCAGCGGGAUGUUUCACGUUUUGAUCUCCUUCUUGUUUUAAGAUCAUGCUAUGGCGUACACACAUGCACGAAAUGUACCACCGUGUAGGGAAUUAUUUUCGUUACUUACAUGUUGACCAUUUUUUUCAGCCGCCCAAAUCUAUUGUCCACAGCGUUACAAAACGAUGUUAAAAUGGCUGGAUUUGUCACGCAACACCAUGUCACGCCUUUUGCCAAAAUUGACAGAUUUAUUUUACUUCACUGGAAACAAGACCACCGUUCCCACCUGCCCAGUUGCUAUGGAAAUAUCAUUCAAUCCCUUACAACCCGUGCAAAGUUAUUCUACGAGUGGAAGUUCAUGUCAAUCGCCCAGCAAGUACAAGGUGCCCUUCUUUGUUGAUCGAAUGGGGCCAAAGUACUUUGAGUUCACAGUGAAUGCACAUGAGGCUAGCCCCGGACACCAUUUGCAGUCUCAGGGAUACGUAGAAAACUUCCGGUGAGUGUAGAAUUUAGCUUAACUUAAUUCGUUUUCUCUAGUUAUUACUCCCGAAAGGAACACCCGCAGAGGUCUCGCGCGGCUAAUUUCCUAACAGCGCUUGGGAAUAGUUUUUUCUUAAUCAUGACAAAUAAAUACCUGCAACCUCCAUGGCUCUUCACUUUUCCGCUGUAAUUUGUAUCUUCGAGUACGUACUAUGACUUCUGUGUCUGUGUUUUGACCAAAAGUAAAAAGCGAAGAUGGAUGAGUGAAAACGUAAACAGGCCACGAGACAUGGUGUAAAGAGCUUUAUUUCAUCAUUUCUGUACAACACGGGAGAUUUUCGAAAAGCGAAUCCGACCGGGCACAAACAAAGGAUAAACACAAUACAAGAUCCUUAAGUAAAAAUAGUAUGAGUGGCGUGAAUCAUGCGACUGUUCAAUUACAAUUUCCAUCCUUCAUCGACACUCGAGGCAUCGAAAACAACAACAACUUAUCAAGGUUUUAAACUUUACCUUCGAGACUUCUUCCAGAGACUGUUCUAACUGCAGGUUGUUACUUUCUUUGGGACCUUUCCAUCUUUCUAAAGCCACUGCUCGAUGAAAAUUGAGUCAAAACAUAGAAUUUUCUUUAGACUCUAAAGAUUGCGACCACGCAACAGAAAUUUCCCGUUCAGUUAAAGAAACAUGCGAAGCAGUGUGCGCGGUCAGCCUCGAAACCGGAGGACUGGGCACUGAUUUCAAAAGAAUCUACGCUAUUUUUGAGUUAUUUUUUUUCAUUAAAAAAAUAAAUAACAUCUACGUUAGUGUACAGAAAGUGGCAUGUUGCUCGCACCAAUCAGAUCGUUUAGGUUAUAUAUCUCGUACCAAUGAGAUCGCGGCAUCAGGGACCAAUCGGAGCGUCGUUUUUGUUCUUUGGUUUGAGAAGUGUUCAAAUUUCAACAAAGUAAAGGGGGAUUCGGAGAGAGCGGUUCGUAAAAUGGAAUCAUCUUUUAGAAUGAGAAAUGUUGGCGUUUCUGUGUUUUUAACGUGUAUUUUGCCGCGCUUUAUGAGAAAUGCGAUACUACUGAACAGAUGAAAGAUAUCAGAUUACCUAUGGUGAACGUGUUACUCAUGCUGUGAAAAUGGUGGAUAGUUGUUCGAGAGAAAAUGGAGUUCUGUGCACUGUAACACGAUCAUGGUUAUUCUUCCUUUACGACGAGAGUGAGUGGAAAAAAAACAGUGCAAAUAAUCGUGAAAGUUGACCGCGGAAAGGUGAUUGCGUGACGCUCGGUAAGUUGUAAGAUGACAUGUUAUCACAUACCAAACGAAAAAACUCUUAAGAUUCUCAGUCUGCAUUUUGUACCCACUCUGCAGUCUGCAGUCUACAUUUUGCACCUAGUCUACAUUUUGUAUCCGGUCUGCAGUCUACAGUCAGUAUUUUUUACUAACAGGUAUCCGUGGCACCAACACAGUUUAUUUUUGGUUACAGCUAUUCGCACAACACACACAAUCUACCAAAAAAUACCUGUGUGUGAGUUAAUUCGACAUUUUCGUUCUUUACCGCGUUAAUACUCUUCUUUCCUUUUGUAGGAAUGUAGACAUCAAUGUUUCAAGUAAUCCAUCCACCCCCCAAAAAAAAAAAUUCUUGCAUGCAUAGCAUGCCUAUGUUUAAUCCAUGGAGGAAGUAAAAGGGUUGUAAAUCAGAGGUGGGGGGUUGCUGAAGUAGCUAAAACUAUUUGAUGAAACUUGCUCAAAACUGACACUCGUUGCUGUUGCAGAGAUGUAUGCCGGGAAGGCGUCAAUUUUCAAUUCCUAAAGGAUAUUACAGGAAUUGCCAUUAGAGAGGGUUGGGGUUUGUACUCCGAGAAUCCACUAGCAGCACAGGAUACAGGUCAGUAAGCAAUCAUUGAGUUGUCAGCUAUCCAAAGUAACUCUAUUGUAGGUUUUUUUUUUUCAUUCUUCGCAGAUCUAUAUCACAACCGUAUCCUUGAACGUUACGGUGCUCUCAAGGGUCAAAUAUGGCGCGCACUUCGCCUCAUCAUAGAUACCGGCCUCCAUUCCAGGAACAUGACGCGAGAAGAAGCCAUAGAUCUCUUUCGGCGUUAUAUGUGGGAUUACAGCGACGUUGUUCCAAACGAGGUCAGUCGAUACCAGGCAUAUCCGGGACAGGCGACCGCCUACAUGACUGGUCAGCUGGCAAUUUGGAGAAUGCGCAAUGAAACUUCAAAGAAACUCGGAGCAAAGUUCAAAAUUCAAGAUUUUCAUUAUCAGGUAUUGUCUCAAGGCGAAGUUCCAAUUUCAUACCUUCAGACCCAUAUUGAGGAGUACGCCAACUGUGUACUGCAUGAGAGAGGCAACGGGUGUUGGGAUGCUCUUACUGUUGUUAACGAACAAGAGCAUUACGGACAGACAUCUGCACUAGAUGAGCGACAACAGCGGAUAAUACGUGAGAAAUUAAACCAGUUAUAUCCCGCAGACUCUUGUAUAUUUUAACGAUGUAAAUGAUAACACGUAGCAUAGAGUAUUUUAAUGUCCACAUUGGGAAUUUUUGUAGUGAAUUGACAGAGAUCUCAGACCAAUGUUAUUUUCUGAGCAACUGUACACCUACCCCUCCCCUAACCCGAUAACAGUCAACUGAUAGCGCACCUACCCCUCCCCUAACCCGAUAACAGUCAACUGAUAGCGCACCUACCCCUCUCCUAACCCAACAACAGUCCAUUGUAAACAGCUUAGGAUUAAAAUGUACAAGUUGGGUCAGGGGAAGGGUAGGUGCACAAUUGUUCAGAUUCUGUAAUAAUAAUUUAUCUGAGAUCUCGCUGUCUAAGAGAAAACACUAAAUACAGCCUUAAACUCUUUUAUUCGUUGAAAAACAAUGGAGCACUUGGUCAUUAUAAGAGCUUCAUUGCUUUUUUUUUAGACUUUAUCUGCCAUGUGUUUUUCCAUUGGCUCAGCGGGACAGAAAUAGGAGGGAAAUGUUUUCUCAUAGUACGCCGGAGCCUGGUAAUGAAUCAUGUGAUUUUUGACGGGGAGUUAUCUUCAUAUUUGUCGUUUUCUCGCCCAUCAACUCAUUCGAUAGAUUUCAAGUUUAAGUGAUGAAAUGAUCUUCUCAGGUGAGUUGCUAAAAUUGCGGUCCGCUUGCAAGAAUCAUUUCACUGAAGAUUUGUGAUCAAAUUUCACGUUGUAUUGUACAGUAUCGUCAGUCGUAUUGAUAUUUGCACGUAUGGAUCUGCAGGUAUGGAUCUGUUGAGUCUGCAGAAAAGGUCCGAGUUGAUAGCGUUCUUCAUGUCAUCGCUGUCGAUGGUUUGUGAGAAAAAUGUCAAAUUAGUUUUGUAAAUAAACAAAGAAGGCAAUGAUAGAAAAAAGGAAAUAGAAAUAUCGCUUAUUGCACACGACACAUCAUUUAAUCCUUUACAUCCUAACAUCAGUAUCUAUCUUCUCCAUAC
Messenger RNA from Pocillopora meandrina, 15965 nucleotides. NCBI's taxonomy places the organism in Eukaryota, Metazoa, Cnidaria, Anthozoa, Scleractinia, Pocilloporidae. The record is from the annotation of a GenBank genome assembly.